GUCCGACAUUCGCCUCGGACCUUAUUUUCGUUUUAUUGUAUUUUGUUAUUAUUUUUAGGUUUAUUCCCCCAACCCCGACCUGCGGGUUUUUUUUUUUUUUUUUUGUCUAGACUAGUAGUGGUUCAAUAAUAAUAAAAACAAAGAGAACCACAGAAAACAAACAAACGUUCGGCGAUAUUAUUGUACAACGAUGUGAUAACAAUAAGGCGACAGUGAUACACAAUCAUGUGAACCGACGUGUGGAUUUAGCGACGUAGUUAUAGCAGCAGCGGCUCGUCUCGGUUGUUCGUGCACGACUUCGCGGUGAAAUUCGCAAUGGGAUGAAACGAAAAUCGCCAUUAUAACUUCAAGUGAGUGCCGAUUUUGAUUUUCGUUUAUUAAUUAUUAUCGUUUCGUUUUACCCGAAGGGUUACGUUUAAAACCCCGACGGUGUGUGUGUGUGUGUGUAUGUGUGUGUGUGUGUGUGUGUGCAUGUAUGUGCGUGUGUGUGCGCGCGCGCGUGUGUGUACCGUCAUCGUAUGAAAAUACCCCGAAACGAUCGCGCACGUGCCCGGAGUUAUACUCGGUCUACGUCCCGGUAUAAAAUCGAACGACCGCGGAGUACCGCGAGUAACCGUAAGUGCCGAAAGACUUGCCCGCGUGCGUUUUUCGUUGGAAUUUCGAGGGGAUGCGAUUUUAGCGGUGAAGGGGGCGGACAAGGGGCUGGCCGGCGGAUAACGUGUUUGACGUGACGUUUUGUAAAUUAAAAACUACGCGUUUUAUGUCCGUGUAACAAGUUAUUACGUAAGCGUUUUGCGGGUGUAUUAGAAUGCCGGGCGGCCUGGAUGCCUGACGACGGCACGAAGGGCCGGGUAACGGCGGGAGGAUGGAAAUCGCGUGCGAAACGAUUGCCGUGGUUACUAUGCUGCGCCCAUAAAAGGCUGAGGACCGCGGGAUCAAUACCGUGGUCGUCGGCCGGCGGGAUCCGGCGGCGGCGCGGCGACGGUGACGUCAGAUGCGCGUCUCGUGACGUCAUCGUGGUGUUCCGCUGCCGCCGUGACCGGGUCAUUCGGAUGAAUAAUAAUGAUCGGCGGGCCGCCGCUGUUCCGUUUUACGAAUCCGUACCGGUGCGCGCGUCGCGCGUAUACACCGCGGAGAUUUGCGCGUUUGUCGUAGUCGAGCGGCGGCAUCCGCCGACGCAUAGGCAUCCAUUAUUAUUAUUAUUAUUAUUAUUAUUAUUAUUAUUAUUAUUAUCAUUAUUAUUAUUACUACCAUCGUCAUCAUCAUACGUUCGGCGCGGUUGCAGACGUGGUUCGCCGGUGGCGCGCCGGGCCGGGGCCAUGGACAGGGCGGCCGACCACCUAGCCCGCAGUGUGGAAUUGGAGAAGGCGUACGUACACGACACUUACCAGGAGAUGUAUAAUUCAAGACAAAAAUCAAAACCGUGGCCGAAGGUGACGCAGUUUCUGCACGACUUGGAGCCCGGAUCUCUAGUGUGCGACAUUGGUGAGUAGGUUAUUAAUAUAUAGGUUACCGCACUAACCCACAUAACUAUCGAUAUACCACGCAUAACAGCCAUGUGUUGUUAUCAUUAUUAUUGCUGUUGCACUAGGUCGGCAAUACAGCAAGCAAGAUAGGGAUGCCAAAUACAUUUUUUAUAAAAAGAAAACAAACCGUAUUUAUUUAAUAAAAUAACAAAUGUUAUAUUUUAUAUUAUAUUUAUGUCAUACAUAAUUUACUAGUACUCUUUUAUACUUAAGGGCUCGUUCGCUUACGCCCAAUGGUACAUACGUGGACAAAUACUUUUCCAGACAAAUCAAAUUGUUUAAUUUAUUGUCCAUGUCGAACUUCAAAUAUUUUAAAAAUUGUUCUGAAAUACUUGACAGAUUUAUCAAACAUAUUGUAUGAUCACUGGGUUUAUUAACAAAUUUCGUUAUCAGCGUCUAUAAUAAUUCCUAGCUGUUAGGUAUACCUAUUUCUCUCCGAAUAUUCAUCGGCAUAUAGAUUAACGGUCCUUAAAGGUCCAACGCUCUCAUUACUAGAUGGUUUCUAAAAGAAUUCGCUGUCGUGGACGACUCGUCAGUCCGUUUCCGGAGAGAAGGAUAGUGGUUCCUUUUUACCAGACGAUUUCUUAACUGACAUACGGUCUAGACGUCAUAGACGUAAAUAAGGGAAGGAUUAGAAGGUCUCAGCCAUCCCUGAGCAAUAUCAAGCCUUACCUAUUAUAUUUACUACUACUUUAAUAUAAGAUUUGUACCUUAAAUUGCUAUUUACACCUAUGAUACCCAUAAUCGAAUGUUGAACCGACGACAGUGAGCGCCAAACGCACUAACAUCUUCCUCAUAUUAACAUUUUAUAAUUUUUUUUAACUAUUCGCAGUAUACCUAGAGUAGUCGAGUGAUUUAAAAUGGUCCAAUUUAAAUAAUUGUUUAAUAGUUUGACCAAUUUCCACAGAGAUCUAAACUGUGGAUAUUUAGAUAUAAUAUUAUUUGAUUGUCAGAACGACUUUUCAAACGAAUAUUUAAAGUUUGACAUUGGGAACUAGACUUUAAAGUUUUUUUUAAGUAUUUAAAACUAAAUAUAAACAAUCGAAACAUACCUUGUUUAACUCCAACUACGUUCCUAAAUUGUCGACAAAAUUUAUUUUCCCAACAAUUUUGAUAAUAGGUGUAUUUCUCAUCAAUAAACAUUACCUAUUUUAUUUGAAACACUUUUUGACGUCACAAAAAAUAAUUUCCGAAAACCAUCAAAAAGGACCGGUUCUAUCAUUGCAAUAAUUUAGUUUAAAUUUUUAGGGUUAAACAGUGGUGUAUUUAGUAUUUUUUUGUAGGGGGUGAAUGACAAAAAUUUUAGCUUUCAGAGCCGUGGGGAGCUACACCACCCCCUCCCCCACCAAUAUGUCAAUUAAACCGACAGCUCAGAUUUCAUUCAAUAUUUUAUUUUAAUUCCUAACAUAUUUAAUAUCAUUAUUUACAUUUGUAAAUUAAAUUAGCAAAACUUUAUUUUCAUAAAAGGACGUCUAAUUUCAUUGGAUUCAACGCAAGCUCAUCGAUGGCUUUGUCAGUUUUUAUCUGGAUGUCCCGAUGCAUAGACAUCGUUGCUAAACCAUUUAAUCUCGUCUAAAUGUAAAUUCAAAAUAUUAAUUUAAUUUAUUAUGAAACAUCUAUCAAAUAAAGAAAUUACCUCUUUCGUAGAAUUUCUCAAAUACGUUUUGAUACUUUUCAAACUUGAAAAACUUUUUGGUUCAGCUGUUGAGACGGGCAAUGUGCAAAAUAUGUCCAUCAAAAAAUGUACAUUGGGGAAAUAUCUUUGUUACAACUUUUCAGUGCUUCUAAACCGUUUUGAAACAUCCCCAAUUGUAUUUUUCCAAAUUUGUAAUUCGCUCAUAUAUAUAUAUCAAGCUUAAGUAUUAUUUUAUAAUAUUAUUACAUAAUAAUUCUUAUAUCCAGAGAACCUUUUGGUAUUGAUCGCUAUUAAAUUGGUUUAGAUUCCCUCUUCCUUAGAAGAUAAUAUUGGUGGAAUUACUUUUUGUAUAUAAUUUACUAAAUGGAAAUAUCGAUUAUUUCUUGAAUUUCACCAUAUUGUGUGGAAAAUGGUGUUUUAAAGAUUUAAAUACCCCAGCAAAUCCCCAAAUGUAUUAAAGAAUAACAUAUAAUAUAAUGGACUGCGUAUGAGUUGGUUCCCUGAUUCCCAGAUACCUGUUUACUUGUACCGAUACCGUUUAAUUGAUUUCACGGCUAUUACGGGUUAUGCACGAGUUGAUUUCCUUAUUGUUGUAUAUCAAUAAGCCUACCAUUUUUAAGCCCAUAAAAUGACGAAAGAAUUGAUUCAAUAACCGAAAAUCCCAAAACUGAACAAAUAUGAUUUCAACAACCAAAAAGGUCGAUGAAGAAAAACCGCACACAUUAUCGGUUGUUAUGUAGGUACAUUGUAUAACCAAAUACCGUACACUUUUAGUGGGUAAAAACCGCACGUUAAUGUCUUGUGUAUUGAUUUAUUGUAUUUAUAAUUAAUAAUCUGUUACAAACAAAUUAUAUCUUAUUGUAGGUUGAUAUGCUCGAACCAUUAUUUGUUAGUUAGGCAUUUCAUCUAAACUUACAAUAAAUUGAUGAUAAACAGUCAAACCAAUAUUAAGUAUUUUUUCAAUACAGUUAUCAACCGAAACGCGUAUUAACGUAACUGAAUACAUGUGUGGUUCUUAGUAUUUUAUUGGUUUUAUAUCUUAAAUUUUUUAAUUUUUAAAUUGUACCUAAAAAUUUUUAUUUAUUACAUAUAUUCAAAUAUUAAAUAAUAGUUUAUACAUCAUUAUGAAAUAUGCGGUUUUUGGAUAGAACAAUUUUAAAUAAUGUGCGAUUUUAACCUACCAAACGUUUGCGGUUUUUCCUUGAAUUGUAUCACAAGUGUGCAGUUUUUAGAAUAAACAAAAGAAUUGUAGAGUUUAUGGACUACGUAUUUGACAGUUUUGUUUCCCCAGAAGCAAGUUUUCCACCAAGUAUAUGAGCUCAAUUCUCGAGAUUCGAAACUCAAGAGUUGUUUUUAUAGUGAGCACCCAAAUAUUUUUCAGUUUAUAAAAAAGCUGUUAAAAGUGCAGUCGGUAACGAAUAUUAAAUGCAGGAACAAUGGGACUAGAAAAUUCAAGAAAAACCGAAAAAAGAAGUUUUUAAAAGAGAAGUGAUGAAAAAGUAUACUGAUAAUCUCAUUAUCAGAUAUCAGUUUUUAAAGUCUCUUGGGUAACGCUAAAAGGCUGAUGUGUUCAUUCAACAUAUUAUCAUAUGCAUUUAUCAUGUUACUAAUAAACAACAAUAGGGGUAGGGUAGGCGUUAGGGUAAGACAAGCGGAGCUCACUUCCAGGGCCUCGAGUUUUCAGAGGUCUCGAGCUUAUGAACCCAUAAAAAAGGGUAGCAUAAUUAUAAUGGGCAUAAAACUGGAAAAAUAAUUAUUUUAGAAAUGCAACGAUGUUUUUGGGAAAAACAUGUACAUGCGCGUUACCUUAUCAGUGUUUCCGGCCGUGGUCAAGUGUUGGGUAUUAUUAUAAUUAUUAGGUGGGAGUAAUGGUACUCUGAAAAAAAAAGUCUCACAAAAAAAAAUUUAUCCAGGGUCUCGCAAAUUGUAACGCAAACCCUUUUAAAUUUAUUUAACAACAAAGAAUAUGAUAAUGCCUAAAAUCCAAAAAUCAUCAAACAUUUUCAAUUAUAAAAGUAAAAAAACCAACAAAACCCUAAGAAAAAGAAUAAUUCAAUCACAAAAGCUCGAAACUUACUAUGGUUUUUACCGGUGCCGGUCCUAGGGAGGAGGGCAAGCGGUGCGGUCACACCGGGCCCCACAAAUUAUGUUUUCUUAAUACCACUUUAUUUAUAAAUAAUCAUAAUUAUAUUGUCCCAAUAGUAAGCAAAUUUCGAUCCAUGUGCCGUGUGGCCGUGUGGUUUUCUUAGAACACGGGUUAUUAUCGACGAACAUCAAGAUGGUUAUAUAAAAAUAUUAAUUAAUAAAAUAUUGUUUGCACCUAAGUAGAUAACUACUUAUUUUGUGUCUAAUAUAAAAAUACAAAUUUGACUUUAGUUCAUAUAUACGUGUACAAAUUUAGAUUUCUAACAAGACCUUAAAAUUUAUAAAAUUAUAUGAAAAUAAAUUAAGUCCGUUAGAAAAUAAAAUAAAUUAAUAUAAAUAAAUAUAGAUAUAUUUAUACAAAUAUUUAUAGGGCCCCGUAAAAUUCUAUACCGGCCCCGAAAUCUAUCUGGCCGUCAUUGGUUUUCACAGAAUUCUGUCUAAACCAAACGACCCAGAUAUUGAUAAAACUACAAAAAACUACCCAUCCUUUACAAAAAUCGUUCAGGUCCCAUAAAUAUCAAGUAUUAAUAAAUAUGCUUAGCAAAUUUUUUCAAUUAAAAACUUAUUUGUAUUCUGAGUGAAGUGAAAUAUGAUAUGCUCUGAUAAGUUAUUCCUCCGUGUUAAUCAAUUUUCCUGAUGAUAAUGAACCAAUUUUUUCUAGAAAUCUUUCUUCAAUUUUCAACUUCAAAAGUAGGUUGCGAAGUAGUAAUAUUUUUUUUUAACUUCAAAUUUCAAUAAAAAACGUAAAAGUCAGCGUUUUGCAAAGUUUCGAUUUAAAUGGAUAACAUAUUUUAGCCCAGUAAAAACGCUUGAAAGUUUAACUCGAAAUUCACUAUAAGUUGUAAUAACUAUUUUAAAAAAUUUCAGUAUACUGUAGUCGUUUUUUUAUAUACACAUAUGAAGUUUAAAUUAAAACGAAAAUCGUUAAAAUCACGUCAUCUCAAAACAUGUUUAACUGAAUUUCGCUCAGAAUCGUCAGCAAAUAUCCGUUAUUAACCGUUGCGUACAAACAUAAAUUAAAUUAUUCUAUAUAUCCUACCUUCCCAAUUUCCUACUUACAAGAGUGAAACAUCCAUCCUCAAGGACAGAUUAAACUGCUUAUAAAUGUCAUUAUUUCUUAUUAAUUACAGGUUGUGGUAGGGGAAAAUAUUUAUCGACCAAUCCGCUUGUGUUCAAAGUAGGCGUUGAUCGUUGCUUGAAGGUAACUGAAAUAGCAAGAAGCCAAGAAAGCGAAGUAAGCAAUUUAGUUUACCAAUUACAUAUACAAUGGAAUGAAUACAUAAUAAAUAAUAUUUUAUUUAAAUAGGUACUAGUAUGUGACAAUCUAACCUUACCAUUCAAAGACUGUAGUUUAGAUGCCGUGUUAUCUAUAGCUGUUAUUCAUCAUUUUUCAACGACGGAAAGACGUAUAUGUGCCUUAAGAGAACUAGCCAGGGUACUUCGAAUUGGCGGUCGUAUUAUAAUCACAGUUUGGGCAAUGGAACGACGUCAUAGAAAAGUAAAAUGUUGAUAAUAUAUCAUUUAAGAUUAUUAUAUUAGAAUGAAUAGUUUUUUUUUUUUUCGUAGUUUGAAUCUCAAGAUGUUUUAAUGCCCUGGCACAAGCCUUGUAGAAAUUUAGGAAGUGAAUCGACCGAAUUUUCUACUACAACAACAACAUCAGAUGAAGAAUAUUUUAGCACAAGAAAAAAGUCAAAUUCGGAUUCAAUAACGUUAGAACUUAAUACUAUUUAUUAGGUAUAUAAUAAUUACAUUAUAGAUUUAUACUUUACACGUCGUUGAUAAAUAGGAGUUCCAAAAUAUGUUGUGAAAGAAGAAUUAGGCGCAAGGAACAAUCAUAUUGGAGAAAAGGCAUUGCGAGUUCUCCCAGUAGUUCUAGUUUAUCAAGUCCGGCAAAUGAAACUUGUUAUAGUUUUGUGCGAAAAGCAAUACAAGUUAAUAAUUAUUCAUUAUUUAGUACUUAUUUAUUAUUUAGUAUUUACGAUUAACAUAGAUUCACCUGGUUACAGAAGCUGGCCGGUUCAACCAAGCGUGGUAAAGUAAUAGCAAAACCAUGGUUUUCAAAUUCUUGGGCUACAUUAUCUGGUAGUGAGUUGCCAGUACUACGUUCAGAUCCAGAAGGGUGCGAGGCAUGCAAUGAAGAUGUACAAAAUGUUCCUAUAGAACUUAGGCGAAUGGAAGAUUCACCAGACUUAAUACCAAUAUUUAACCGAACUGCAACACACAAAUCCAAAAGUUUAAGUGAUAUCAAAAUUUCUUCGGAAAAACGGAUGAUACGGUCUAGGUCAAGUAUACCUGAAUUAGAAAAAUCAAUGCCAUUAACUGUUUCUAAACCUAAAUUAGUAAAACAAAAGGCAUCAUUAUGUGAUGAGGAUGCGGAAGAAGAUAGAGAUAAAGCUACCGAUAUGAAAGACUUAGUGAAUAAGUUACCCCAAUUUGAUGUCGGUAGUGGGUCGAAAAGAUAUAAGUAUAAAAGCAAUGAAAUCCAACAAAGAUCGAUGAAUGAAGAACUUAUGUCCGUUGAAAGGCUGAAAGAAAAAGAAAUUAUGCAAAAAAAUAUUCAGAGACAAGCAUCAUUAAAUGAAGAGCUUAUUUAUAAAACUCGUACUUUGGAAUCAAUUAAGGAUACAUUACAAUUGCUCAAAUCUGGAUUCACUAAAACAUUUAAAAAUCCAUCCAGUCAGGUAUCUGACAAUAUUAAAAGUGGAAUUAGUAGAAUGUUAGGAUAUAAGGAAGGUACUGAAGAAAAGGUUAGUGAAGAAAAAAAAAUAGAAAUGCCAGUUCCCGCAUUGGUGACAACAUCGUGUUGUGACGGACGUAGAAGUUCGCGUGAAGAUGGUUCUUCUGAAGAUUCGUCAAAAGAUAGUUUACAAAGUGAUGCUAGUAUGGAUUCCGAGGAUAGUCUAAGUAGUUUAGCAUCAGUUAUAUUUGUAAACACUUCAGGAGGAUCUGAUAAGAUAUGUUCACCACCUUUAAUUGACCAGCAAGCACGAACUGCCCCAUGUACACCUACAGCUAAAUCACAAAGUCAAUACAGGUCAUCUUCGCACCCUAACACACCAAAAACGGCUCCUAUUCAACCGUCACAUUUUAAAUUACCAGCUCGGUUCAACUCACAAAAUGGAAAUGAACCAUACCAGUUAAAUUUAUCAACGGAGCAAGCCGUUGAAGAUGUAUUAAAACCUAUUAAAUUAUCACCUGUUAAAACAGCAAUAGAAAUGAAACUAAAAAGAGAACAAGAGAGAGAUCAAGAACAAGAACGUAGAGAUGUUUGUGAAGGAGGUGAUCAGAAUGUACGGCCAAAAGAAAAAAUUAGUGCAGAAAGACUUAAACAAAUUCAAGACCUUUUAUUAAGCACUAAACCAGGUAUGUCAAUAAGAUAAAUUAUCAUCUAAUUAUAUUUAACACAAUACAUGUAUACUUUUAGUUACCGGACGAAAUAGAUUACCAAAAGCAGAUCGAACUUUUUCUGGUUUACGUGGAAGAUACUUUAUUAAAACAGUAGAAGAAACAUUUCAUCCAGAAAUAGAUGAUAUAGAUAGUGAUUUUGAAUCAUCAUCCUCCGAUUCUGUUAGUAGUGUCAUAAGUGUCGUUAUAGAUGAUGAACGCAGAACUACAGGUAAUAAGUAUUCAAUAUUAUCUGUUGAUUUUUGGUCAGUAAAUUUAUGAUAAACAAUUUUCAAUCAUUGGAAUUUUUAUAGAUGCAGAGUUUGAAGAUCCAACGGACAUAGAAAUAUCAAUUGAACCAGAAAAAGAAAAGAUCUUUCCGAUAGAUUCCGCAUUAGAUGCCCUUAGAGGCGUUAGUUCUAAAGAAUAUAUUAUUUCUAAAGGUCAUAUUGUCUCUAAAAGAGAAAUUAUUGCUAAAGAAGAUAAUAUUUCUAAUGAAGCUGUCAUUUCUGACAGAGACUGUAUUUCUAAAGGAGGUAGUAUUACAAAAGUAGAUAAUACUCCUAAACAAGAUGUUAUUUUUAAAAGGCAUAAUAUUACCUCUAAAAUAGAUAAUAUUACUUCCUAUAGUAUUCCUAAAGAAGAUGUUAUUUUUAAAGGAUACGUCGUUUCAAAAAGAGAUAGUAUUGCUAAAGGAGAUAAUAUUUCUAAAGAAAGUGUUAUUUCUGAAGGAGAUAGUAUUUCUAGAGGAGAUAAUAUUCCUACUAAAGAAAGUGAUAUUUUUGAAGGAGACAGUUUUUCUAAAGAAGAUAAAAUGUUUAAAGAGAUAAUUGUAUCAAAACAAGAUAGUGUUACUAAAGAAGAUAUUAUUUCUAAAGAACGUAUUAUUUCUAAAACGGAUAGUAUUCUUCAAGGAAAUAUUGGGCCUAAAUGUGAUAUUAUCCCUAAAGUAGAUAUUAUUUCAAAAAAAGUUAUUAUCCCCAAAGUAGAUAUUAUUCCUAAAGAAGUUAUUACACCUAAAAUGGAAAUCAUUCCAAAAGAAGAUAUUAUACCUAAAGAAUUUAAUAUCCCUAAAGUAAAUAUUAUCACUAAAGAAGAUAUUAUCCCUAAAGAAGAUCUUAGCUCUAAAGAAGAUCAGCCGAGUCAUACAAAUCGAUGGAGUUUACAAGAACAUCCAAACAAAGGAACUCAGGUUCGAAAUAGUCAUAGUCUUGGUUCUAUACCAAAACACAAGAAAGCUAGUAAGUGUUCCAAAGAUGAGCUUUCAGAUCUACCUGAAACUUGGGACGAAGAAUGUCAAAAGCAUUUAGUUGAUUUCGCUGAAAGGUAAAUUGUUUAUUAUUACUCUACAACAUACUCAUAUUGUUCUUCACAUGACGUAAAACACUAAUUUUUUUUUUUAAGAUUGAACAAAGAAUUACGAGCCGCAAUAGACACAAAGUCAGAAGGUAAUCACAAAAAGGCAUGUGACGAAGUGGUAGAUAGUCCAGAAAAAGUUGAACUGAUGCAGUGUUUUCAAAAAUACGUGGGCAAAGACGAUUUAUUAUUAUCAGAACCGUCGUCGUCCGACGGACAUCUAGAAGACGAACCGUUGGACUACCAUCGAAUAGAAAUACUGGCCGGUUCUGAAGUACCUCGCAGGCCCAGUAUCUCCAUCGAAACGCAGGAUUCCGUGGACAAAGUGUUGCGGAGUCGCGAGGGCUUCAGAUCACGGCAUUACCGCGUGUCCGUUGACUCUGCGGAAGACCGCCACGCCUCGUUGGAACUAGAAUGUGAUUCGAAACGUGAUACAGUUUCCAGUAGCCAUACUUCGCUCCUCAGACCGGGAAAUUCACUUGAGUCCAACGACACAGUAGACACGCACACGACCACCCAGAGCUCGACUUCACUGACUUCUUGGAGUGACUGUAGCAAAGACACAAGGUUCGCGGACAGGAGACAAGCACGCUGCGACGGUCGAUCUUCAUCCGAAGAAACAGACCCGAGGCGAGCUGCGGUACUGGUGCGCCAGCAUGCGGCUAUAGAAACGCAGGAGAUGUUGAAAAGUGAUGACACCAGUCUGUCCACUUCACAAGAAUCUCUAUCCGAGAACGGAGGUGGGGCGAAAACCUACCACAGGUACUAUCACGUAUUCCGGCAAGGUGAACUGGAUCAAUUAAUUGAAAAACAUGCCGAUAAUUUGCAUAUAAUAUCUUCGUACUAUGACCAAUCGAAUUGGUGCGUUAUCGCUGAGAAAGUUCAAGUGUGGACUAUUUAAAAUUGCAAAAGUACGUACUACAUGUUCAAUUUAAUAAGAAAAAAAAACCCUGUUUAUCUAUCGCAUUAGACCAGUGCGAAAUAAACAAUAAAACAAUUUUAAUGUUAGUUAUGUAAUAUUGUCCAUUAGGUACCUACUAGUUUAUAUUUAUCAUUUUCAAACGUAGUUUUUAUUUUCAUGUAAUAUGGAGUUACGGUGUUUAUUAAAUACAGCUCAUUAUUUAAACUUAAUCAAUCAAAUUUUAUAAACCAUAAAAUAAUUAUUAUGAUCAAUUUUUUACUGUUUUAUUCAAUGAUAUUUCCAAUAAAAUAUCGAUUCUGCGGAUAUAUUCCUAGAAUAACAGCACAUCAAACACAAUUAAUAUAAAUAUUAAUAAAAACCGUAUACUCGGCCUCAAAAGUGAUACUAAAUUAUCCUAAUAUUAUAAUUUUUAAUUCUCUGCUAAUAUGAAAUUUUUAAUGUUUUACAGUAUGAAUUAAAUUUUCAAAUUUGUAUUAACAUUAACAACAGACAAGUAAUCAAAUAGAUAAGUAAUCAAAUCUCCACAAUUUAUCGUGAAAUAAUAAGGUUAUUUAUUUUUCUUAAUACAUUUGUUCUAAUUUAAAAAAUAUAAUAAUUAUAAAAACAUAUGGUAAAACGAAAAAAUUUCUAAUAAUCAUUAAUCAUUGUUAUACUAUCUUACUGUGAAUAUUCCUCACCAUUUUGUCUGCUAUUAAAUUAUUAAAACAAAAUGAUAUAAGUAAGUAUUUAGUACUUAGUGAGUCCACUCACUAUGUAUAUUUGUUUAUACUUAAAUAUUUUAUAAAAUCGUCAAUUGUUGCUGGUUCCCAUUCCUCCAGCCCCGCCACAUUAAUUUUUACUCGUAUUAGUGUUGUUUGUUCUAAAUGGUUCCACUGUAAAAUAUAUUAUACUUUGCGGUUUUAUUUAUUUAAAAAUUAAUUCGCAUAAAAACAAUAUUAUUUGUAGUGGAACUGGAGAAAUGCAACUAAUUUGUGGAUUUUCACGUAUUAUGAAUGGUUAUUAUUAUUUAAUUUAAAUCAAAGUUAUUAACACCAUAUUUUCAAAAUGAUUAUUCUAAAUUUAGAAGACUACUAUGAAUACUGUUAAUGAAAUUAAUUUUCCAUAAAAAGAAUCAAUAUUGUAAAAAUUUAAUAUUAUUGUAAGGAUUCAAACGUUGCAAUUAAAAUUAUUAAUUUUAACUAUUUGACAAAUGACUGAAUGAAGAUAAUACUUUUUAUUGUCAAUGAAAUGAAACGGCCUGAAUCGAUACAUUCAAUUAUAAUCAACACACUUUAUAAUCAGUUAGAUUUAAUAUUCGUCUUCCAGGUAUAAAUAUUUUAGUAUUGGUUCUUAGUAAAAAUAAAAAACAUGUUAGAUAAUAAUAUCACACAACCAGUGGUUAAAGUGGGAAUUUGAAGAGGGACUAUAUUUAAUAAAAAUUGAGAGCCGUUCCUGAGAAUUAACUAAACCUAAUCAAAUUUUCAGGAAACUCAUCAAAACUUCCAAAAUGUUUUUCUCUCGUACACAUUUUCUUAAAAGAAUGUUAUACUGAUAUGGUUUGAAAAUAUACUGCACCCUCUCUUAAAAUAUUAUCUAACGAAUAUGCCUGCUCAAUAAAAAUAAAGUAAAACAGAGUCUGAUUACGUAUAAUCUAAUAGGUAUUAAAGAAUUUAUUUUUAAUAAAACUGAUUCGAGUACUUAUUGAAAAUUGCCUUCAAAAUGUCUCAGUCACAAUAACUAAAGCGUUUCCCCAGACUCGAAGACUGAAACCGAAGGGGGCUAAUAAUUUUACCUUACCCACUUUAACCACUGCAUACUACUAACAAAUAAUGUACCUACUAACAAAAUUCGAUCGUGCUAUAUUUGUGUUUAAAUAUAGUUUGAGUGAUGUUGAAUUUAUGAAUUGAAUACGGCAGGCUCCUUAAUUCAGACUUAAUACUGCCAUUAAUAUAUAUA
Messenger RNA from Cinara cedri, 12904 nucleotides. NCBI's taxonomy places the organism in Eukaryota, Metazoa, Arthropoda, Insecta, Hemiptera, Aphididae. The record is from the annotation of a GenBank genome assembly.